Messenger RNA from Syngnathus acus (greater pipefish), 5597 nucleotides. It is a transcript of the gene phrf1, whose product is annotated as PHD and ring finger domains 1. Lineage: Eukaryota; Metazoa; Chordata; Actinopteri; Syngnathiformes; Syngnathidae. The record is from RefSeq and is a predicted model, not a curated record. The transcript is spliced from 19 exons. The coding region runs from base 206 to 5137 and encodes 1643 amino acids.
CAUCUACUCGGCGAUUUCCGUCGAAACAGCCGGCCGUGUCACUCAACACCUUUCCCAUAGAAACAUAAUUUUCUCUCAGCGUAGCUAUCAAUUUGCCACCAAAUAUGGCAACAUCGUAGAAAUGAACUUUUCUGUUUGAUCAUAUCAACUUGCCCUCUCUUCCAAACAACGUGCUUUGGAGUGAAAAUCCUCUUAAUAAUCAGUCAUGGAUGAUGAUGACAGUCCAGAAGAGCUGAUAAGGCGCAGCGUCCACAAAAAAAGAGAUGUGCCGUGGGACAUUUCAGAUUCGGAUGAUGACAUUGAUGGGUCUGAAGAGGGAGAAUCAGAGAGCAGCAAUGAAGAUGAUGUUGACGACAAUGGUUUAGAGGGAGAGGAGGGAGAAGACAAUGAAGUGGAGGAUGACGAGGAUGAAGAAGAAGACGCUAAGGCGGAGGAUGGAGUUUUAGGCGAGACCUCUGCAACCAUUCCAGCCAUGAGCUCAGACGAGGAUGCGGAUAAAUGUCCCAUCUGCUUGAACACCUUCAGCAAUCAACCUGUGGCCACACCAGAGAACUGUGAGCACUACUUUUGCCUCGACUGCAUCCUUGCUUGGUCUAAGAAUGCAAACUCAUGCCCUGUGGACCGUAUUACAUUCAACAGCAUAUACCUACGGAUAUCUUAUGGAGGCAAAGUGCAGAAAAUGAUUACAGUACAAAAACCAGUGAAGAAAGUUGAUGAGGUGACGGUGGAUUUGGACUUGGAGCAGACAAACUGUGAAGUGUGUCAGGGCAGUGAUCGCGAGGACCGACUUCUGCUCUGCGAUGGCUGUGACGCUGGCUACCACAUGGAAUGUCUGACACCACCCCUGGACACUGUUCCUGUUGAGGAAUGGUUCUGUCCUGAAUGCGUUGCUAAUAACAACAACUCAGGAUCAGUAGAAGAACAGAAUCAAACCCAAAGGCGCCCCUCUACUGGCCAGCCGACUACCAGUCGUUCCCAGUCUCGAGCUGUGGGUCCAAUACGAGCCAUCGCUCGCACUCAGCACAGUGAGCGGGUUCGGGCCAAUGUGAAUCGACAUCGUAUCUCACAGGCACGCACAUCGCAGCUUGCUCAAACAUACCAGAACCACUCUAAUUGGCUGGAUGAGACCAUCAGUGCAGUGGUUGCUGGGCUGAACACAGCAAUAUAUGUAAGGGACCUCACACCUCAUCCUCCAACUAGACGCAGGCGUAAGACUGGAAUUCGCAGAAAGACCACAAAAAAGGUGCUCUCUAACAAGGGUAAAAAAGGCCGUUCAACAAAACCGAGGAAGAAACGUAAAUGGAGGAAGACUAAAUCCAAAAGGACAAUGGUGGGAAAAAAGGUAGCGACUCCUCAGAGCCGCAUCGCCAAUAGUCUCGGACUAUCAAAGGACAAGAACAACUGUUCACUUCCUACAAUAUGUCGACCCUCAGAGCAUACACUAAGCAGCAUGCGAGUCGACAUAGGGGCUGCAUCCCUUUCAAUCUAUGGGGAUCCUUUCGACCUGGAUCCAUUUGCUGAUCGUGAUGAGGCUGAGCAAGAAGAAACUGUUUCAUCCUUGCUGGAGGCAAAGAGAAGAGGAAUCUCUCACUCUGCUUUUCGCUCUCACCAGCCUGUUGCCCGACCUGUCGGUAUGGGUAUGUCAAGGCGGGGUAUGGAUACUCCCCAAACUGGAGUUGUUGUGGAGGCAGCGCCGGUGCCCGAUCUGCUGGGGAGCAUCCUUUCAGGCCAAAGCCUGCUCUUAAUGGACAGCUCUGGUGUCGUCAUUACUCGGGAUGGUUCUCUUAAAGCCUCACAAUCAGCCAGUUUGUCAACGCUGGAGCCAGGUUCAGAAAAGCGCAAUAGCUCAGAGGAAUCCAGUGGUCUCCCCCAGCCAGUGAUUUCAGCCAGCCUAGCAGAAAGUUCUUCAUCCAGUUAUGACAACAGACAUCUACCAGGAGCCUCCCACAGCAACUUGAACAGACCUCUCUCUCAGUGUUCUUCGUCAGCACCUUCAGAUGUCAACAAUAGCCAGCCCCCUCACUUUCCUGAUUUGUCAUCGAGAGGCCAUUUGUGUUUACAGCCGCCUCUUAAAAAACGACCCUCACCAUCGUUUGGUGUCCAGAGAACCAAUGGGUCCUCCAUGUGCGGCGCCCUCACUUCAUGUCGGGACUCAAACCUGAGCUCUUAUAGCAAAACAACACUUCAAUCACAAUGUCAUCCUAAUAAAGCACCUACAAAGCCCAUGUGGGUAGAUGUGGACAACGUCCCAAGGAUACCAAAAAUAAAACGAGAUGCCACAAAUUAUGGCAAUAGUGGCACUAAUAAAAGCAAUAGUAAUUCUUCCUCCAGUAUUAAUAAUUCUGGCAUGCCCGAGACUGCCGUGGUCAGCUUUGCCGGGGACAAAAACAGACAAAAACAUGUUGGCCAACAAAGCAACACUGACCGCCAGCCUCCAAAUCAAGGAGCUGGCUCCUCUCAAGCCUUCUCCAACUCAUUCUCUAUUUGCUCCUCCAGUGUCUCUCCUUCUGCAUCACUAUCCAAUUCCUCUGCAUCAUCCUCAACUUCUUCAUCCAUAAGCUUCCGCAUUAACGCCAGCGGGAACUCGUUGCAUUCGCGACGUCUGGUCCUCCCAUCAUUUUCUGCUAGUGAAGGUGAAAGCAGAGAGAAGAUGGAUGAGGCAAGGAAGAGACAAGAGCACAGAGAUCAACAGAAAAUGUUGGCAUCACGCACAGCUGCCGCUAACAAAAAAGACAUGAAUGUCUACGACCCCUCGAACCCAACUAUAUCAGACUCAAGCAGUUCUGACAGUGACAGUGAAAGUGAGAGCUUAGACAGAAACAAUUGUCGGUUCAAUUCACUUCCCAGGUCAGCGUUCACCUAUGACGUAGCACAAAGUAAGCAGAAGCUGCUUCAAACAAAAAACAAAAGACCCGAGAGUGAAGUUGCACAAGAAGAACCGAGAAGUGCUCAUUUGCAAACUCCCUCACGGUUGGGCAGUUGCACUUCAAGAGUUGUCAAAGUUGAAAAGGACUCAAUAUUGGUGGACAUAAAAAUGGACAACCGAACCCCAUUUGGUGGCUUCAAGAGGCAGGCAGGACUUGCUGAUUCAGGAAUAGACAACAUGUUUGGACACGGUGUGAAAAGUUGUUCUGGUUCAAAGACAACAGUCACGUUUUCACCUGUUCAACACAGCUUGGACCACUUGAAGACAGAGGAGGAAAGUGGACGUCAUGCUAUUAGUUCCAAAAAUGCCAUUGACAGAAAGAUUGAUUCUUCGGGCUCUGGAUCAUCUUAUAUCAAGAUAAGACUAAAGCAAGAAAAAUCUGAUUCCAGGUCUCCUCCAAAGGAUUUGAGUCAUGAAAAGAAAACAUCCACCCAAGUGGUUCCAUCUAAACAACACACUACUUCACGCAUCUCACAAUCUGACAGAGACAAGACUAAGGACCAUCUUGUCUCAAAGCAGGAAGACCAGCAGAAGAAAACGGACAAAGACAGAGACAGGCGGUCAAGGUCGCGAGACAGAAGAACACAUUCAUCGUCGGGAAGCUCUCUGUCCAGUUCUCCCAAGCGCUCUCGUAAAAACAAGAGACGACAUAGAUCAAGGUCUAGCUCCACAUCAAGCAGCAGAGAGCGUUCAAGGAGAAAAAGACAUGAAGAAAGCAGCCAGGAAAGAAGUGAUGACAGCAGAAGUGGCCCUGAGACAAGUAGGGUGUCAAAGAAUAGGACACGUCGCUGUUCUCGGUCCAGAUCACGAUCCAGAGGUAAAGCCAAGGCCCAGAAACAUGGACGCUCCCGCUCUAAAUCCCCAUCGAAAUCAUCAUACAAGUCCAGAUCCAAAGAACGAUGGAAAGAGCGCACACACUCGCGUAAUGAAGACGCGAAGGCACGACCAAAAUACAAAAGGAGAUCCCGGUCCAGAUCGAGCUCAAGAGAGAAAAGCAAGGAGGGUGGUUCAUCUAAAAGCUUUAGAAAAGCUUCAGUGACUGGUUUUCCACUCUCAAAAUAUAACAAGGACACUCAAAAUGAAAACAGAGUCUCACUAAGUUCUGUAAAAGAUGAAAAAAAUCCAGAAGUCAAAAAAGAUUUGCCCGAUUCUCCCUUUGUUCCAAAAAUUAAAAAGGAAAAUGACAGUGCGGACACCACGGCCAUAUCUGUAGAAAGUAAGAAAGAAGUGCAAAUCUUUAAGAAGGUAAAGAAAAAUGAGCAACCAUCUUUAGAUAUGUUUGAAAGUGCUCCCACCCCCCAACACACCGAGAAAGAAGAUGCACCUUCAUCCAUCCAAGGAAUAAAAAAAGAGUCCAUCGAGAUUCAAGUGUCUGAAACAAUCACGACGGAAAAAACUGCUGAAAUCACUCCGAUUAAAGCGGAGUCAGUGUCCUCAAAAUUGCCAGUUACCUCGGCUCACACCUCAGGCGGUCACCAGGAGGCACCCAAACACUUACAGCCCGACGUGAAGGCCCCAGUGGACCAGGCAAACGCAAUUGAGUUGAACGUCCCAACGAAGCACAUCUCAGAAUACGACGAGGACAUCUCUGUGGAUAUGUUGCUUGACAUUCUGGACUGUGUGAAGCAAGAGCACACUGUGGACAAUGGUGCCAAUAUCAAUCAGCAAAAUAUCAGACAAGAAGGUAACACUGAGGCACAACAGCUGCUGACGGCAUCUAGAAUGAAGAUUCAAAGCAAAAGGGUGACGUGGAAUGUACAAGAUACCGAUGGAGCCCAACCAGACAAAAAUGCUGACAAGCUGGCUUUGUUUAAAGAAAAGCGGAAGCAGGAGGCAGCUCAUAAACCCUCACCUAUUAACAUUAGCCAGGCCACAAGUGGACCUGCUUCAGUCGGUGAUUCGGCCAAGGGAGAUGACGGUACUCUGCCAAGUGGCAGCGGCUGUCAGGAGUAUUUGAAGAAGCUUCACAUGCAGGAGCGAGCCGUUGAAGAGGUGAAACUGGCCAUCAAACCCUUCUACCAGAAGAGGGACAUCAGCAAAGAGGAAUAUAAGGACAUUCUACGCAAAGCUGUGCGGAAGGUUUGCCACAGCAAGAGUGGGGAAAUUAACCCGGUGAAAGUCGGCAAUCUGGUAAAGGCUUAUGUGGACAAAUACAAGCACGCUCGGAAACACCAGAAAACUGAGACUAAGCCCAAGAAGACGUCUGCCUGACGGCCACUGAUCGAAAUCCCAUCAACACUCAUGCACAGUUUUUGCAGGAGAGAAAUUUGCAAUAUUGUAUUUCUUUUCUUCAUCACGUUGGACAAGCAUGGAUUUUGAUCUUUUGCAGGGUCAAAACCUUUUCUUUUUGUGCACAGCCACAGUUGUGCUGUUAAGAGAUUGUUCUCUAAGUACUUCCAUUCUCGGCAGGCGUAACGUUUUGUCAAUAGAAUAUUCAUCAGUGGCCAAAACUCCUGUUUUGGUUCAAAGGCAGUUUUUUUGCAGUUAUUUAAAUGUAUCAUUAAGGAAAGUCACUGUUAUUGAAUAUUUGGCAAAAAUGUCAAUAGUCUUAUUCGGAAAUUUCAAUAUUGUAAAUAUUUUUGAUUUCAUUAGUACCACUUAACUGUUUAUUUCAGUAAUUUCUGCCUGUUUCUGUCGUCUCAAUUUAAUAAAUGGAGCAAGAUUUUGUUAA